Molecule: messenger RNA, 963 nt
Organism: Pocillopora meandrina
Lineage: Eukaryota; Metazoa; Cnidaria; Anthozoa; Scleractinia; Pocilloporidae
Source: the annotation of a GenBank genome assembly
AUGGCCUUAGUUGGAAACAUUUUGGUGAUCUAUAUUCUGUACAAGAGGCCAGAAACAAGAAGAUUAACAAGCUUCAUGUACGUCAACCUCGCUGUGGCCGACCUACUCGUAACAGCUGUUGUCAUGCCUCAGUCGAUGGAACUAAUCAUUUUGGAUAAUCUGUGGAUCGAUGGAACAUUUGGUGAAUUACUUGCCAAGCUCAUCAUGUUUGUUUUCUUCGUGGCGGUCACAGCGUCCGUCUUCUCUCUAACAGCCGUGGCUUUUGACUUCUUCUUCGGGAUUGUCCUUCCCAUGCAAAAGUUCCCUCGCUUUAGGAACAAAAAGAUCUUGGUUCCCACAAUUUGGAUCACUUCAAUGUGUCUGAUGACUCCAUGGCUGAUCACAGUCAAAGUUAAGAACUCCAGGAUAGAAUUUAAGUUUACUCAGUUUGGUGAGACUCAAGCAGCUUUGAGAGGUAUCUUUCUUUAUAUCGUAGUCACCAUCUACUUGUUGCCCCUAGUUACCAUGUGCAUUCUCUAUGGACACGUCUGUCACACACUGCACAAGCACAAACUGCCGGGCAUUGCCAUCAACAAUCACGCAAGAACUCGGGCCCAUGCUACCAAGCGUCAAGUUAUUCAUAUGUCGAUCGCUGUCGUUGUUGCCUUUGCACUUUGCUGGCUUCCAGCGCAUGCGUAUCAUAUGAUUUUGGCCAUUGACUUCAGUGUGCGGGAAUCGCUGCCAUAUUAUUUUAUGCUGUUAUGCUAUUGGUGUGGACAUGCAAACAGCGUUGUUAACCCGUGGCUCCUGAUAUACCUUAAGAAGAAAUUCCGUGCCGCAUUUAAGAGAAUGAUAACUUAUCCAUUAUCGAGAAUCUCAUUUGCUAGCAAGAAUAAUGAGAGCGUAAGAAGUGUAACUAGACUGCCUAUCAGAGACCCGAUUUUCCAAGUAAGAGAACAUUACCAGUGUACAAGUUCUGUGUGA